Molecule: messenger RNA, 1028 nt
Organism: Ochotona curzoniae (black-lipped pika)
Lineage: Eukaryota; Metazoa; Chordata; Mammalia; Lagomorpha; Ochotonidae
Product: purine nucleoside phosphorylase
Exons: 6
Coding region: 123-992 (289 amino acids)
Biological process (GO): nucleoside metabolic process
Cellular component (GO): cytoplasm
Molecular function (GO): purine-nucleoside phosphorylase activity
Source: RefSeq, a predicted model, not a curated record
AUAUAAGCCUGCGCUCGGGAACAGUGAACUAACUGUGCCUGCUAGAGCCAGCCACCUCGUCCUUCUCUCGUCGGAGCGGAUCGCAGCUAGGCAAAGGCUCUUGGAGAGGACGACGCGGGACCAUGGAGAACCAAUUCACAUAUGAAGAUUAUCAGAACACUGCAGAAUGGCUGCUGUCUCACACCACGCACCGCCCUCAAGUGGCCGUGAUCUGUGGUUCUGGCCUAGGAGGUCUGACUGAUAAAUUAACGGAGGCCCAGGCCUUUAACUACAGUGAGAUACCCAAUUUUCCCCAAAGUACAGUGCCAGGUCAUGCUGGUCAGCUGGUGUUUGGCUUCCUGAAUGGCAGAUCGUGUGUGAUGAUGAAAGGCAGGUUCCAUUUGUAUGAAGGGUACCCACUCUGGAAGGUGACAUUCCCUGUGAGGGUUUUCCGGCUUCUGGGUGUGGACACCUUGGUGGUCACCAACGCAGCUGGAGGUCUUAACCCCAAAUUUGAGGUUGGAGACAUCAUGCUGAUUCGCGAUCACAUCAACCUUCCUGGUUUCUGUGGACAGAACCCUCUCAAAGGACCCAAUGAGGACAGGUUUGGAGUUCGUUUCCCUGCCAUGUCAGAUGCUUAUGACCGGACUAUCAGGCAGAAGGCUCUGAGUACUUGGAAGCAGAUGGGGGAGCAGCGAGAGCUGCAAGAAGGCACCUAUGUGAUGGUGGCAGGUCCCAGCUUCGAGACUAUCGCAGAGUGUCAUCUGCUGCAGAAGUUGGGGGCGGAUGCUGUUGGCAUGAGCACCGUGCCAGAAGUGAUCGUCGCCCGGCACUGCGGACUUCGAGUCUUUGGCUUCUCACUCAUCACUAACAAAGUCAUCUUCGAUUAUGAAAAGCUGGAAAAGGCCAACCACGAGGAAGUCUUGGAAGCCGGGAAACAAGCUGCCCAUAAACUGGAACAGUUUGUCUCCAUUCUCGUGUCCAGCCUUCCGCUCCCUGGCAAUGUCAGCUGACCAGCCCUGGGGUGGCCAGGCCUCUCCGUGUUCGGA